UUCGGCCAAAAAGUUCAUUUAGAAGCCCAAUAAGCAGUUACAGAGGAAAAAACCCAAUACAAUACAGACACAAUUUAAACGGUCCAGAUUAAAUCUAAUCUUUGGAUGCUGAUACGUGUUAUAAAAUGCUGGCACUUCACCAAGCCACGCGUCAGGUAUUCGAGCGCCGCCGCAUGCAUCGUGUUGAACACCGUCGAGUCCGAUCAGCCAUCGCCGGUUAGUCCUGAAACGGUGGAUAGUCUCCUCCUAUCUGUUGAUCUCGAAUCCAGACUCAAGGAAAGUUGAAAAUCUUCUAGAUAAAGUCCAUGAAAGCCGCUUCAAAAAUUCUCUGAGAAUUGCCAUCGCCGGGAAAGCUCCAUCUCUGACAAUAUCUAAGGAGAUGUAGUCGGUUUUGUGCUCAUAUAUGAGCAAAAAGGAUUGAUGAAGAUUUUAUUCCUCGAACUUGAUUGGCUGAAACAGAUGAUUUGUGAAGGUAACAGAGACAUCGACAAGUCAUGGAUAGAGAUCUGAAAAACGGAUAGAAUCGGUAGCAGAAGUCUGACUUAAAUCAGAAUUUAUUGAGUUCGCCUAAGCGAAAUAUACAAAAAAUCCGAUUAAACGGAACAAAAGAAAAACAAAAAGCUACAUCUCCGAUUAGAACGGAGAAGAGAGCUCUCUCUCUCUAAAGGAUGUUGUUGAGUUAUUUUGGCGAGAUGAUAACCUUGG
Molecule: messenger RNA, 705 nt
Organism: Arabidopsis thaliana (thale cress)
Lineage: Eukaryota; Viridiplantae; Streptophyta; Magnoliopsida; Brassicales; Brassicaceae
Exons: 1
Coding region: 106-285 (59 amino acids)
Source: RefSeq, marked reviewed